Molecule: messenger RNA, 471 nt
Organism: Lolium perenne
Lineage: Eukaryota; Viridiplantae; Streptophyta; Magnoliopsida; Poales; Poaceae
Source: RefSeq, a predicted model, not a curated record
AUGUUGCAAGAAUAUGACACAGGCUUCCACGGCAUCAUCCCGACCUUGCCUUCAUACCCUCUCGUCAAGAUCUCCCUAGACAUUGUCUUCAGCAAACCCGAUAACUUCAGGAAAGAACGACUUAAGUUCGAGGUGGUGAAUUGGGAAUCGCGGUACCACGCUAUCCCCGGGAGGCAAACAUACACCAAAUUCAUGGUAGUGCCCUACUAUGCGUAUCUGAUGCUCAAGAUUCCAGGCAACAACGGAACCACAAUCACCAUCUGUGGAAGCUUCUCACGCUCCGACAACUGCGUCAAAGACUUCCAGAAGGUUGCUUCCAAGUUCGGGGUUAAGGAGGAGCUCAAUGCACUCGAUGUAGUCACCGACCAUAAGCAGCCACUUGUCUAUAAUCGGAACACAAAAAAUGAUGAGUUUGAUGCCGCAGAGAUUCUACGAAGCAACACGUGCAUCCUUCUGACCCAAAGAAAAUAG